AUGGCUGCGGGGAGCCAUCCGAAGGACUUGACGCCCCCGCUGGCCUUCAAGCUCCUCGGGGAACCUGGUUCAAUCAACGAGCAACGGCAGUCUCCCUUGUUCGGAAAGCUCCCGGCCGAACUUCGAGUGCUGGUCUGGAUCUUAGUUCUCACGCGUUACGAGGACUUCGACAGACCCUUCAAGCUUGGCAAUCGCGAAACUCGCCCUGGACAAGCUGGGCCGCUUCGCGUGGCCGUCGAUCUACUGCUGGCCUGUCGAGCUAUCUACACCGAGGCCUUCCUUGUUCCCUUCCAAGUCAAUCCCAUGAUCAUCUUCGACGGCGACAAGUCGGACAUACCACCAUACCACCGCACUCUCCCGUUACCAGCAUCAAAUUACUACAAACCUCUUGCAUCGCGGUUCUGGCAGUUUGCGCAGUUCUCCUCGGUCCAGUUGAACGUCCAACAGCAUAAUUUGGAAGGGAGUGCGAUUGAGAAAGCAUCACGAGCAGUCGGGACUCUGGGUCGGCACCGAGGGCAAGUGGUUCGCGGCUUCGCGUCGGGCUACGCAGCAUUUCACUAUCCUAACGAGACCGCGAUGGGCAGCACGCAGGAGAACAACAACCCAGAUGGCCCGCUUUCGGAGGCUGACAGAAUCUGCAUUGGUAAAAAGAUCACACACCUGACCGUCCGCAUCGCUCGCACAGACUGGUGGUCGUGGACUGAUCGUCCCGAGGAAGGGGCGGCUGAUUUGUCCAAAGCCCUUCGUCUCGAACCGGACAUCCACACGACAUGUCACGAUCAUUCAGCUAUGUUACGGGGCUAUGAAGCUCGCAAAGCAGGUAUGGAAGUCGACUCCGGCCUUGACGACUUCAAGAAGCCACGACGAUGGGGUCAGCCUGGAUGGGGUGACCAGAUAGCCCUAUAUUGGCCAGACCUGGAAACUCUUGAGCUCGUCCUAGAGACUUUCGCCCAGAAGCAAAGCCAGCUUGAAACCGUCAUAAGUUGUGCCAAGUUGUGGCAGUUUCCCGUCGAACGCGGAUACCGAUUGGAAUGGGAUGGCAAGGAAGAGUCAACAGUCAGAUGGCAGGGAGCUAAUAAGUAUGACUACGAAUACCAGUCGCCCUGGGUUGAUGCGCGGUAUGGACAUACAGAUCCGGAAAAGAGCCACAACCGUUUGACUCGAUGGCGGCCACGAUCCGAGCACGUCGACGAGCUAAGUCUUGGACAGGUUUUCAUCAUCAAGACUCUAACGUUCAGACGGCGAAAGGUAACAACCGAGAGGCCUUCGGCCGAGGCUUGA
This is a messenger RNA of Anthostomella pinea, 1281 nucleotides long. NCBI's taxonomy places the organism in Eukaryota, Fungi, Ascomycota, Sordariomycetes, Xylariales, Xylariaceae. The record is from the annotation of a GenBank genome assembly.